AUGGAACCUGUCUAUCUCUACCGUGAAGUUCGUGUACCCAACAUUGGUAAUGAAACCUUCUGUCUGUGGAACGCAUUCGAGCAACUAAUUCCUCAAGAUUACACCAUCGCUAUGGUUCCAUUAGUGUUGUGGAUGGCUAUGGUGAUCUACGGUACUGCAAAUCCCAGCUCUGUCCUCUCAUCGCUAAGCCUUCGCACAUCUUUCAAAGAAUUAACGAUGGAGCGCCAUUCACAGUUAGAUGUACUAGACGUGUUCCGAGUAAUUGCGAUCCUUUGGGUAAUGAUCAACCAUACGGGAAGUGAAGGUCGUGUGGAUAUCCUGGAUCGACUCCCGUCUGCUGAGAGCUUUAAACAAUCAGUGCACAACAAUCCAAUUUUUGGCGCACUUCUGGGCAAUUCAGCUCUAGGAGUUGAAAUAUUCCUGGUUUUAUCGGGACUACUCGCUGCCAGAUCAUGGUUACGCAAAGCGGAUCAACCGUUUUUCAAACACUACCGCGAGUUCAUCAUAAGAAGAGUGUUGCGCCUUGCACCAUCAAUCUUUUUCUUCAUUUACAUAGCCGCUGGCCCUAUGAUGAAACAUUUCUUGCCAAGGUACCAUUCCUCUAUGAUUUCCGCAUGUGGGAUAAGCGGAAUCGCUUCACAUCUGACAUUUUUGGGUAACUGGCAAGCCACCCCAACCUGCAUGGGUUACCUCUGGUACCUUGGCCUAGAUAUGCAACUCUACCUAAUCGCUCCAUUCAUACUACAUCUGCUCUACAAACAACCAUUCGCAGGAAAACUUUCUGCAGUUUCUAUGAUCGUAGCCUCAAUGUUUAUAAGAGGCGCAUAUUGCACUGCCUAUGGAGUCUGCCAUAAGAGCGAU
Strongylus vulgaris is the source of this 861-nucleotide messenger RNA. The record is from the annotation of a GenBank genome assembly. Lineage: Eukaryota; Metazoa; Nematoda; Chromadorea; Rhabditida; Strongylidae.